Anopheles nili is the source of this 2760-nucleotide messenger RNA. RefSeq lists its product as uncharacterized. Bases 1 to 2760 code for a protein of 919 amino acids. Gene Ontology annotation, biological process: proteolysis. The transcript has 12 exons. The record is from RefSeq and is a predicted model, not a curated record. Gene Ontology annotation, molecular function: serine-type endopeptidase activity. NCBI's taxonomy places the organism in Eukaryota, Metazoa, Arthropoda, Insecta, Diptera, Culicidae.
AUGGCAGCAACCGAGGUGCUAUCGUCGGCAGUCCUGCUAGCCAUUGUCUUACAACUAAUUCGAGCAACUCAAGGAUCGUUGCUAUCCGUAUUUUCAAAUCUAGACGAAGACAUCACCAAGGCGUUUCUCCCAAACGAACGAGAAUCUAUCGACGAUUGUCAUUUGCGCUACUACAAGUAUGGCAAAGGUCCCGAACCAUUGCCCGCUUUUGGGCGUCCGGCUUAUCUGCGAGAGUUCGCUCACAUGGCCGCCGUAGGAUGGACACGGGUAGGUGACAAAAUCGACUGGAAUUGCGGUGGAUCGUUGAUCUGGGAAAAUUACGUUUUGACAGCGGCUCACUGUGUCGUGGACGAAGAUAACGUGCCGCCCGAUGUCGUUCGCCUUGGGGAUAUUAAUUUGUACGACAGCUCGGACGAUAAAUAUGCGCAGCAGUUGAAGAUCGUCGAAAUUAUACGCCACCCGGAGCACCGUUUCAGCUCACGGUAUCACGAUUUGGCGCUAUUGAAGUUGGAAAAGAAUGUAACCCUACACGAUACGGUGGCGCCAGGGUGUCUCUGGAACGACGAAGAAAUUCCCUUUCCAUCGAUGGAAGCGACCGGUUGGGGCGCCACUGGUUUCGGCGAAUCGAGCACUCCCAUACUGCUAAAAGUAUCGCUUAGUUUGGUAAAAAAAGCCGAUUGUGAUAAGCACUACCGAGCGGAUCGCGGACUUCGACAAGGCCUGCAGGAUUACCAUCUGUGCGCGGGAGAUAUCAAAAUGGACACCUGUCCGGGUGAUUCCGGAGGUCCGUUACAGAUGAAGCUCCUGCACAAUGCAAAAAUGACACCAUUCGUCAUAGCGGUGACCUCUUUCGGUAGCGUUUGUGGUCAAUCGCAUCCAGGCGUGUACAUGAAAGUGGCUCCUUACAUUGGUUGGAUUCGGUCGGAACUUGCAAAGCGAGGAGAAAACAUCCAUGAAUGGAGUUUUAAGCCAUAUGCAUGCGCUUUACGGUACGUACACUUGAGAGAGUACGAGGACGACGUGGUGUACUCGAAAACAGAUGGUUUUGAAUCGCUUGACUCCAGCAAAGCUCACAUGAGCAUAAUCGAUUCGGAACAGACCGUAAAAAUUCAUUGGCCGCCAGGCCGGAAGGGGAUUGAAAACUGCCACGGAGUUGUUAUAGACGAAGAUGCCGUUGUAACGUUGGCCCGCUGCAGUAUUAACGAUGGAAUAAGCGCCUCACAUGUAGUUUACGGAGAUGGAACCAGAAAUGAUGUCCUUCAAGUGCAUCGUCAUCCACGAUACAAACCAAACUCGUACUAUAACGACAUUGCCAUACUGAAGAUGAAGAACAGAUUCCAGAUAUCACAUUUUUUUAUCCCCGCAUGCAUUUGGAGUGCAUUUGAGUUACCUCACCCGAGAUUCUAUGUGACUGGACAGGGUCGGUUGGAUUUGAACAAAUUUAAUUACUAUUCCGAAGCGAUGUCUGAGUUUAAUCCAGAGAUUGCUCAGCUAUCCCCGCGAGCUGACAUUCAUAACGCGGAGAAUUGCUCCGUACCCGAGGAGUACCUUCCAAAUUUGACAAACGGCAUCACACCAGAGCAUCUCUGCUUUGGGAAUAAGCCCUUUCUGGUGCCGGAAUCGUGCGAAAUGAAGUUUGGUGGACCGCUGAGGCGCCGAGUUUAUAGAAUGGGUCGAAAUUUCGAGCAUAUCUACGCGUUGAAUUUGUUCGGUAAAGACUGCGGAUUUGGACGCUCAGCCGCUGCAACUCGACUCGGUGCACACCAUGAGUGGAUGAAAUCCAUCCUGCUUCCAAACUACAGCGGCCAUAACGAUGCGGUGCUGUUCUUCAACACGGAUCUGUACGAGCAAGACCAUUGCAUGACAGCCGAUGGGAGUGCUGGGUUGUGCACGAAUAUCAAGCGUUGUCCGAAGAUUGCGUAUGACGCACAGAUGCACCGAAACGUACGGUUCUGCAAUGCUGGUUCGGUGGUGUGCUGUCCAUACGAAAAUAUUAAAAACGAAUCGAGUGUCAGUGCAGCCGGAAAAGAGUUGGAUGAUUGCGAAAAGCGUUACGGCAUGUUCCAUGAAGAGUAUAAGCACUGGCAACCGGACAGAAUCGAUCAUUUUUAUCACACGGUUUAUAUCGGAAAAGAGGUGGGGCAAAAUAUAGAAUGGUUUUGUUCCGGUUCCUUGAUCACUCGUAAUUUGGUUGUUUCUACCGCGAAUUGUCUAGCGGAUCCGAGUGAUCACCCUACGCAUGUCAAUGUUGCGCAAGGAAACCCCAACAUAACGUGGAACAACCCGCAAUCUGUACGAGUAAAAGAAGUGAUUAUACAUCCCAACUACGACCAGAAUGAUCUGUUGCACGACAUCGGUUUAUUGCGAUUGGAGAAGGAUAUCGUGCCGACUGCGAUGAAGUAUCCGAUCUGUUUGUGGCAAAAUGAAACCCACACUCCAUUUUUGCUCCAUAGAAUGGUUAUAGAAAACGACGAAGCGUACUUUGCAUCAAGCUAUCCCAAGUACAACAGCGAUCUGCAGGCUUAUAUGGUGGAACAGGGCAGGCGCAAGCUGAAUCCAUCCGAGCUGUGCAUCGACGAUGACACGUCCGAAUCACAAUCCUUCUCUGGUGACCCACUCGUUUGGUAUAAACGCAACGAGGCAGAUAACUCAUCAACGCAGUAUUUGGUCGGGCUUUUAAGCUACAGUCGUCCUAAGGAUGGUUUGAUUGUGCAUACAAGGAUUUCUUCCUACUACAGCUGGAUAAAAAGUGUAGCGUAA